Molecule: messenger RNA, 737 nt
Organism: Ceutorhynchus assimilis (cabbage seed weevil)
Lineage: Eukaryota; Metazoa; Arthropoda; Insecta; Coleoptera; Curculionidae
Source: the annotation of a GenBank genome assembly
UGCUGUUAUUUUUUUGUUGUUAGAUUUGUGUUAAAAUCCUUUGAAUUGCAAUAAAAUACAGACAGCGUGGUUUUGAAACGUUCUUGGGACGGUUUUCGACGUGUUUUUCAGACCUUCAGAAAUACAGAUAGUAAAAUAUAACAAUAAACCCCCUUCACCCUUUAGAAUUUAGGAUACCAUUUUUUAUUUUUUCCAUCUGGCAACACUGCUUACAGGUGACAAUGAAAAUUAACGUUAACCUCAAACAAAAAAAUAAACAAACAAUUUAUUUCCCAGAUUAGAGGAAUUUUAUAUUUAAUUAUGGAAAUUGUCAACUCUAAUUCGGCUUCUCUGAGCAACUAUGAAGUGCUAAAGCAUUUACAAAAAAUCAAAGAAAGCAAAAUCAAACACGGAGGCCAAUUGGCAACUAUAACUUACGAGACUUUACACUAUCUGGAAGAAGCCCAAUGCAAAAAUCAAACAGCUGAAAGUAUAGCUGCUUGUAUAAAGGACUUGGAACCAUUUAAUUUGAAUAAAAGUGAAAAACUAAUGCUGGUGAAUACACCUCCAACAACAGCAUUAGAAAUUCAAUUAAUGAUAGAAGAAAGUGAGGAUAGAUUAACAGAAGAACAAGUACAGCAAAUAUUAAAUAUACUUGUGCAGCAUUUUCCUCAUAUAGCUCCUGCAAAACAAGAUGACAAUCAAGAAGAGGAAGAAGAAGAAGAAAACUCAGAUUAAAUUUAGCUUUUAUAUUCAAU